CUUUAAUUUCUAUCUUCCAAAAAAGCUAAUAAUGUACCUGUGUGUUUUUAUUCAAAUGCUUCAACCGUUUAUCAUCUAAAGCAUAAGUGCAACUUGUAGUAAUGGUUCUGAUCCCCUUUCCCUCUAAUUUCCUCGAAGAUUUUCGCUGGCUUCGCCAUCUUGCUUUGUGCUGUCUGGUUGAUUCCUGUAUAUGAUUACCAUUCAAGCACAAGCGUCUCCGAUGACCAGAGGUGCGUCAGCCAGGUUGCAAGCCGGUUUCCCCUUAGCACAGCUAGGACAGCCUGUGCACGCGCUUUGCAGACGCCCGCGGACUUUACCGCUUAUUCUGCAAUAAGCACUUCCUCUUCGGCUACCUUAACUACAACAACUUGUGUCGCUACUGUUUAAGGAUAGCGAAGAACUAGAACUGCACAUAUUUUGGACGGUGUGCUCAAUCAGACCGGCUGCGUGAUGACGCAGCAAGUCGACGCUGUCGUAAGUGACGAGGUCGCUGGUGGGGAUGUGAUUCGUAAGAAGGUCGACGAAUUGUCCCUAGAUGAAAUCAAGGCCGAACUUGAGAGACGCAAGUUGGAUUUCAGCGGAGAUGAUUACGCGAUUCUGCAUGAACGAUUGACCGAUUCAAUGAUAGAGGAGGGACUCGAUCCGGGAGUAUACGAAUUCGAACUCGAAGCUGAGGAGGAUGACGAAGAGGACGAUGACGAUUCGGCUCCUACAGCCGACCAGAUUGACAGUAGGAACGUCAACGAGAACAACAAUAUCAAAACGGCGAAUGAAAACAGUUCAAGUAAGGGAAAGGAGUCGCCAGCCGUAGUCAACAAUAACAACAAUACGAAUAACAGCUCAUCAAACAAUAGUUCGACGGCAAGCACGAAAAAGAAAGAGCUGCCUGCACCAAAGAAGCCCACUGCGCCAGUACAGUAUAAAGAAGUACCUGGUAACCAUCUGUGGGUUAGUGGUUUGUCAUCGCGCUGCAAGGCUGCAGAUCUAAAAAAGUUUUUUGCGCGCUAUGCCAAUGUUGGUUCAGCAAAGAUCGUUGCUAAUGCACGCACCACCAGUGCUCACUGCUACGGCUAUAUCACUGUUGAAAGUCCUGCCGAUCUCGAAAAGUGUGUUCAGAAGCUGCACAGUACCCGGUUUGAGGGGAGUUUCAUUCGAGUCGAGAUAUGCAAGCUUGCCCCUGCCGAUCAGUUGAGGAAGGUCGAGAUGAAAAACCGUGAAAGACUGGCCCAACAGAAGGAAGAGUUUCGUAAGCGUCAAGAGGAACGCAAAAAGAAAAUUGACGAAGAGCUUAAGCGCCGCGAAGAACAGCAUCGGCGUGAUGAAGAAAAACGCAAAGAGAUCGAGAAAAAACGCGAAGAGGAACGAAAGAAGCGUCGUGAGGAAGACGUGAAGAAGGACCACAAAAAAGAUGACCGCAAGCCGCCGGAGCGCAGAAGGACGCGAUCCCGAUCUCCUGUAGAACGCCGCAGGCCCGAGCCGUUCAGAAGACAGGAGCCUGUACGUCGCUCUGCGGGACCCCCAUUGCCACGGAGAUUUAAUUCACCAGCAGCGCAUCGUCGAGGCUCACCACCGUAUUCUCGGGGCCGUCCCAGGCGGAUGAGCCCUCCUUCACCAUUUAAUCGUGGAGCGCCUCCCCCACCAUUUGUGCAUGGACCGGUCGUUAUGGAACGCAUGCCGCCAAUAGAUCGUAACCGUGUAAUCGAACGUGAUCGACGACUCGAAGAGGAGCGUUUCGAGGUGGAGAGACGGCAGCGCGCUGAGGCCGAUGCUCUUGAGCGGGAACGUCGCCAGCUACGAAUGGAAGAAGAACGAUUGGAACGGGAGAAGCUUGACUUGAUCCGCCUGGAGAGAGAGCGCGUUAAAAAGGAAAUGGAGGAAGUAGCGGCCCGUAAAGAAAUGGCGGAACGCCGUCGUCAAGAGGAGCUUCGACGUCAGCAGGAAGAAGAACGAAAACGUGAAGAAUUGCGCCUGGAGAUGGAGAGACGGCCGCGAGAGAUGCCUCGACCGCCAAUGCCAUCGCCCGCACAAGCUCCUAUUGAGCUUUAUGAUCCCCGCCUACCUCUACCAGUCGACGACUACGGUCGCGGUCAAGCUGAAGAUAAAUUUGGUAGCAGACUUGGCCCGCCAUUACAGAGGGAUCAAGCUGGCGGUCGCCAUGAUGAUCGGCGUAGAGAUGAACGUCGCCGAGAGCCACCAAUGAGUCGUGACGAUAGAAGACCACCCGAACAGCUCGAUCCGUGGAAUUCUUCGGAGCUGAAGAGAAGCAGUGCAGGUGACUACCUCGACCAGCAUCCACAGCACGCGCAACACCCGUCUCGACACGAUUCUCAGCUGGGUCCGCCACCUAAGAGAAUGAGAUCGAGAUCACCUCCUCCACAACGAUCGGCCAGCAGCAACUCCGGUUAUGGGGUUCUUUCUGCAGCUGAUUAUAGCAUUGGUCGUGGCCCAUCCGGAGGCGAUCCGUGGCCACCGCAAGGGUCAAGGGGACAGAUGAGCUCUAUGCCCUCUUCAAAUUUCCUUGAUUCGCGCAGGCCGGCACCGCCUCAGCUUCAAUCGCGCACUCCAGAAGUACCUUCAGGUGGUGGUCAGUGGUCGACGAACCCAGCGCGCGUUGCAUUUCCUCCUGCGUACGGACACCAGGAGUCAUCGAGGGGCCUCCUCGGCAGUUCAUCUGGCCCGUCUGCCAGUUCAUUUGGACUUGGAGCGCUGUCAUCUUCGGGCUUCAGGCGUUAUUGAGCUGCCAGUGUUGUAACACGGUAACAAGAAAGAUAUGACCAUCAUCAUCAUAGAUUACCGUGUUCCUAUUGACAGUAAAAAAUGGCGGUGUUUCAUGUUGUGGGUUGUGUGCAUAUGCCAGAUAAAGAGAACGGUGGGACCAAAAAGGCGAGAAGUUGGGACGCAGAAGAUCCUCAUCUUCUGGGGGUGGAAAGCGCUUGCUGUGAGGGUGUUACGAACGCACAACAAAUAGUCGAGGAAGGCAAGAUUGAAGCGGUGACUGACGCACAGACCAAAAAGGACGAGAAGUAUAUAUCGCUCUUUGCAUCAGCAGACAGGAAUCACCAGCCAGGAUCUUCAGAAGCGUUCUCUACUUGGUCCUUCGCGUCAACAACACAAUAUCGAUGCUUUCGGACGGGUAAGCUACCGGUGGAAAGCAUCGAUGCGGAGUAGGGAUAAAGCACCGACCCCUGUGUUACAUCUGAAUCGCAUUGCGAGGAAUUUAUUCUUAUUACAAAAGCUGGCAAAUUAUAAAUAAUAAUUAUUAUUAUUACGUUAAACUUAUUUAGAAUUAUAACAGGAAGAAAUUGUAAAAAAUUUGUUUGCUCGAAGAACAACUUCAUGUACUAAAUAAGAAAUAUAUGUUCAUGAUCAAUAAACAUAUAAAUGGAAAGAUUCCAUCAAAAUCCUACUGCUGUUAUUUACAUAUGAACAAACACAGGUAUAUCAUUGAAAGAUUGAUAGAGAAAAAUGUUAUGAUAGAAAAAAAAACAAAAAGUACGAAAUUCGCAUUACUCCAAAACUGUUCCAAUAAAAAUGUCAACUAAA
Messenger RNA from Varroa destructor (honeybee mite), 3543 nucleotides. RefSeq lists its product as uncharacterized. Gene Ontology annotation, cellular component: nucleus. Gene Ontology annotation, molecular function: sequence-specific DNA binding; RNA binding. Lineage: Eukaryota; Metazoa; Arthropoda; Arachnida; Mesostigmata; Varroidae. The record is from RefSeq and is a predicted model, not a curated record. Gene Ontology annotation, biological process: regulation of transcription by RNA polymerase II; regulation of mRNA processing.